GACAUCACACAAAUUUUGCGCGUGCAAUCAUGGAAGAAGAAAGUACUAGCCUACCUUUAAAGAUAAUUGGAUUGUAUAAUCCAAGGAAAAGAGCAAUAGACUGCACAGAAUCAUGUGUUCAGAAGUCUUGGUCCUAUAAAUAUCCUAGUUAUUAACAUGUGUUCAGAAGACGGAGCAACUUCACUUGUUCCCUGCCUUUUGCAUGGCUGCUGCAUGCAUUUUUGAUGGGCGUCUUUCCUUCCUUAAUCUCUGGGGCAUGUAUCCUUAGAUCCUCAGCCUCUUGUACAUAUCUGUUAUUGAGAAAUCGAACAUACAUUGUACACAUCCGCUUUGCCGCCCUUACAACUCCACUCAGUGCUUUUCUUGCAUUUUUUUCUCCCUUCUUUUUGAGAGAUGGACAUCUAGUCAGUUAUCACAAGAAAGUGCUCUGCUAAUGCCAACCUCAUGCACCACCCUUGUCUUUAAAAGGCAAGGUAAUGAACACGGUCUAGCCCAACAGCACUACUAGUUUGUGAUGGACACCAGUACUCCUCCAAAGUCUGGGACGAGCUUCCUCAAAACUUGCUUCAAUGGAGUUAACGCCCUCUCAGGGGUUGGAAUAUUAUCGAUUCCUUAUGCAUUGUCUCAAGGAGGAUGGUUGAGCGUACUUAUGUUCACAACUAUAGCAGUUAUCUGCUUCUACACUGGGAUUCUCCUACAGAGAUGCAUAGAUUCAAGCUCACUUGUUAAGACCUAUCCUGAUAUAGGUGAACUGGCUUUUGGCCGGAAAGGAAGAAUCAUAGUGGCGAUAUUCAUGUACCUGGAGCUGUACCUUGUGGCAAUCGAUUUCAUGAUAUUAGAAGGUGAUAACUUGGAGAAAUUAUUUCCAAGCGUCGACUUCCAUGUUGCUGGAGUCAAGAUUGGAGGCAAGCAAGGGUUUGUUCUGAUUUUCAGCCUGUUGGUUUUGCCGACGACAUGGUUUCGGAGCUUAAGUGCGCUUGCGUACGUCUCUGUUGGAGGAAUCGUGGCUUCUGUCGUUCUCAUCGCGGCUGUUAUCUGGGUAGGAGCAUUUGAUGGUGUUGGUUUCCACGAGAGAGGUGUGCUUGUCCACUGGGCUGGUAUUCCAACUGCCAUGAGCUUAUACUCAUUCUGUUUCAGCGGCCAUGCUGUUUUCCCCAUGAUAUACACUGGAAUGAGCAACAGAAAAAUGUUCCCAACAGUGCUACUCCUCUGCUUCAUCAUCUGCACUCUCAGCUACGGACUGAUGGGCGUCGUCGGGUACCUGAUGUACGGGGAGUCACUGAAGUCCCAGGUGACGCUGAACCUCCCAUCGAGGAACCUGAGCUCCAGCAUCGCCAUCUACACCACGCUGAUCAACCCGUUCACCAAGUUCGCACUGCUGGUCACCCCGAUAGCGGAGGCGAUCGAGGACACCCUCCACGUCGGCAAGAACAAGGCCGUCAGCGUCUCCAUCAGGACGUCGCUGGUCGUCAGCACGACCAUCGUGGCGCUCGUCGUGCCCUACUUCGCCUACGCCGUCGCGCUCACCGGCUCGUUCCUGAGCGGCACCGCCACGAUGCUGCUGCCAUGCGCCUGCUACCUGAAGAUCAGGUCCAGGACCUGCAGGAAGGUGGGGUUCGAGCAGGUGGUCUGCGUGGGCAUCAUCGUGGUCGGGGUAGGGCUUGUGGUCGUGGGCACCUCCAGCUCACUGAAGCAGAUCAUCCAGAGCUUAUGAAAUGUAUGAGUAGGGAUGAACAACCAUAGGCAGUGGAGCCUAUUCUAGUACGGCGCAAUCAUGCUUGUACUCUGUAGUCUGUACCUAUGUUCUGGUAACAUGUAGAUACUAUGAAUUUAGCUUACAUAAGACUGGAUAGGAAUAAUCCCUAAGAUGUUUGUAGUAUUGAGACUUACUUCUUCAGAAGAAACUGCCUGUACCUAUCAUGUUAUAAACAUUAUUCAAAUGUA
Messenger RNA from Triticum aestivum (bread wheat), 1944 nucleotides. Its product is annotated as amino acid transporter AVT1I. Gene Ontology annotation, biological process: amino acid transmembrane transport. NCBI's taxonomy places the organism in Eukaryota, Viridiplantae, Streptophyta, Magnoliopsida, Poales, Poaceae. Gene Ontology annotation, molecular function: L-amino acid transmembrane transporter activity. The transcript is spliced from 3 exons. The record is from RefSeq and is a predicted model, not a curated record. Bases 515 to 1714 code for a protein of 399 amino acids. Gene Ontology annotation, cellular component: vacuolar membrane.